Molecule: messenger RNA, 742 nt
Organism: Petromyzon marinus (sea lamprey)
Lineage: Eukaryota; Metazoa; Chordata; Hyperoartia; Petromyzontiformes; Petromyzontidae
Source: RefSeq, a predicted model, not a curated record
ACUACACAGAGAACAAAGGGUGUUUGCAUGGCAUGGGAGUGGCACUCUGAUAAAUACGACACCAGAGCACCUGGACACUACUACAGCUGUAGCUCUUCCAGCAGUCACGAUGAAGGCACUGCUCAGCAUCGUCCUCGGUCUUCUCUUCCAGGAGCUCGCUUGCUCCACUUAUCUGGCCCCUGGCACUUACACUAACAGCUCCCGGGAUGCGGAGGGCCAGUGCGUGUGUAACGUCUAUCUGCCGGACCCCGUCUUCCCGGCCGACAUGGUGGAGCAGCUGCAGCUCAGCACCCAGACGAUUGCCACGGCCGUCACGGUGGAGUCACAGAAGGUGGCAGAGAACCACGCCACGCUGGUGCGCUACACGGCGCUGCUGCGGAACCUGACGGUGCGCGUGGAGCGAAUGGAGCAGGGCCAUGACCGCUACACAGAGCUGGACUUUGAGCUGCUGCGGGUGGAGAUCCGGGAGAUGGAGCAGCUGGUGCAGCAACUGAAGGUGGAGGUCUCCAGCGCCACGCUCGAUCGUCUCCACCUCUCGAUCCAGAACGUCAGCGUGGUGGUGAACACGCUGGAGAGCUACGACAGGAACAACGUGCUGCUCAUCCGACGCCAGGUGGACACUCUGCGCAAGCAGCUGCAGGACUGCCAAGAGGAGGCCUCUAAUGCUGGCCAGCCCCCGGGCAGCAAUCCUGGCCAGCAGCCCCCCAUAGAAAAUCGGAACAAAUGAUUGCGGAUAACCCCC